Uranotaenia lowii is the source of this 2711-nucleotide messenger RNA. RefSeq lists its product as uncharacterized. The record is from RefSeq and is a predicted model, not a curated record. Bases 573 to 2219 code for a protein of 548 amino acids. Gene Ontology annotation, biological process: protein modification by small protein removal. Gene Ontology annotation, molecular function: peptidase activity. NCBI's taxonomy places the organism in Eukaryota, Metazoa, Arthropoda, Insecta, Diptera, Culicidae. The transcript is spliced from 7 exons.
ACGGUCGUCGUCACAUUUUUCCAAAGUAACAGACAAAAUACGACGUAGCCAGGGCUUUUGUGUGUGUCAUUUUCUGCGGGUUCGGUGACAGAACGACUGCUGGCCAAAGGGUUUCGCUUGCAGGAUUUUGGCAAAAAAUAACUCCAAAGUGCCGUGAAUUUUUGGGGUCGGCAGCCAACAACGAUCACCAUCAUCAGUCGAACAAUUGACACGGAUCGGAUAGGUGGUGGAUUUUUUUUUGCUGGCGCUUCUCGCGAAACUGUCUAACCGAGGGAAGCUUACCAGACGUGGGCACGAGUUGAUCUUAAAUUAGAUUACGGCGCGGCAGGAUAACAGAAAAGUGUAAACAGAAUCCGACAAAUAUAAAACGGUUGAAUCAUUCUGAUUAGGCGGGCGGUAAUUAACAGGAAAAACUGAUUGUGUGAUUAAAAAAUAUUCGAAGUGAAAUAAACCAGAAACCGAUUGAAGUUGUGUAAGACGUGUGCAGUGUGAGGCAGAAAGAAGAAAAGUAACAGUGAAAAAAUACACCUGUGCUGAAAAGGGCAAAAGGCACCAGCCAUAAACCAACCAAAAUGGAGGAAAGUAGCGAAGUAGUGUUGUACAUCUAUGAUCUUACCCAGGGAAUGGCUUCGAUGAUGUCCCAAAUGUUACUGGGACGGCACAUCGAUGGAAUUUGGCACACGGCUGUGGUCGUUUUUGGACGGGAAUAUUUCUUCGGCUCCCAGGGCAUCACAAGUUGUUUACCGGGAGCAACCGUCCUUGGGCAACCGCUCAAAAAAGAAGUCAUCGGCCGCACAUUUAUUCCCCAGCCGGUGUUUGCCGAUUACGUUCGCGGUUUAGCCGAGAGCAGCUUCCGUGGCUCCAGAUACAACCUGCUGCAGCACAACUGUAACACCUUCAGCGAGGACCUCUGUCAGUUCCUGUGCGGUAUCGGAAUCCCCAAAUACAUCCUAGAUCUUCCGCAGGAAUUCCUCUCGACACCCCUCGGUCAAACGCUUGGACCGCUCAUAGCCAGUCUCGGAAGCGGAGGAGAUCCAACGGCAAAUUUUCAACACGAGUCGGAUUUUUUAAACGGGUAUUCCAACGGCGGCGGCCGUGAACCUAGUCCGGAUUUGGAACAGCUGAACCAUCAGAUCGAGCAAGCCCGGCAACAGUCUCAGGAGCUAACCGAACGGCGGAACAAGAUACGGGAUAAAAUCGACAAGAAGAGUAAAAAGAAAGAUAAGAAAAGUCGGAAGGAUCGAAGCUCGGGAGAAAGCGAUCAGAACUCGAACGGAAUGUCGGAAGCGGAAGCCGAAUCUAUGAACGGAAAUGGAUCGGUCAAUGGAGACUCGAUUCCACCGGAAAUGUUGCCCUCGGAGAAGGUGCUGAAGGAAGAGGAAGCUGAAAGGUUGGCCGAAGAAGAGAGGAAGAAGAAUCGGGAACAGCCGAUUAUUUUCAAGGAAGUCGAUCCAAAGCUCGAACUGGAAUGCCUGGUGAAUCUGGUGGAUGGAAAGCUCUCUGAGGAGGAGCAGGUGGCCGUGGAUGAACUGCAUCAGUAUUUGCUGCUCGGCGAGGGAGCCUGGGCCUUGGGGGAUGGUUUUCUUGUAUUCGUAGGGCGAGUUUUCCGGGACAAAUCCUUAUCGACAGAAGUGAGAGUUCACCUUCUCAGAGCAUUGGCCAAUGCUGCGCUCAAGGAUGAUAUCAUUCUGUUGUUGCAUCAGGAUCGGCGAGAACAUGUUCUGAUGAACUUUGCCCAGGAUAUCGACAGGCAUCCGCCGGAGGAACAGCAAGCCAUCGCUUUGUUUAUGUGCAACCUGUUCGAAAACGACAACGCUUCUGAGUGGCUGCUGUACAUCAGCGAGUGGGCCUACAACAACCAAACCAUCUCGAACAUUCGGGCCACCACCAAGGUAGCGGUCCACUGCUUGCUGGCCACCUGUCCCCGGUUGAAGGAAAUCGGAACGGCUCUGGUGUACAAUUUGGCCGCCAAAGAGGUCAAAACCGUCGUCUUCGACGAUGUGGCCGUCGAGAUUUCGAUGGCUCUGCUGCAGUUCUUCAAUACCGAUCCCACCGAGGAGCACCUCUUCCGGACGAUGCGAUCGCUGGCCAAAUUUGUGCUUGUUUCACCGGACGUCCCACAGUUUAUCCAGAUGAUUGGCCCGCACCCCAAGACAUUCAGAGGCAAAAGCGAACGAAUCAACGAUCAGAUCGAUCAGAUUUCCAAGAAAGUUCGUUAAACGUCGACCAACGUCUUCUUCUGAGAACCUUCCUAGCUUUAUCGAUUAAUGAUAUUUCGUUUUUUUUUCUUAAAACUAUCAAUAACGAUAAGAAUAAUAAUCCAAACACGCAAAACUUUCGAAUCUUAGUGUUUAUGAUAAACUAGUUAUGUACAAAAGUAUGUUAAACAGGCAAGUGAAACAUUAUUGGAAGCGAUCGAACGCGAUCGCUUGAUUUGAGCUAAUCUCAACUCUUGAAAGGCUAAAUAAAAUCGAUAAGUUUUGUGCAUUUUUUAAAUCCAUGCAAUGGCCUUCCACAGACAGACCAAUAAAAGGGUUAGCAGCGGCAACGAAAAAACAAAAACACUGCACUACUGUUAGUUUCGAAAUGUUUUGGAGUUCUUGUUCUUUGUUGCGUGUGAAAUCAAGCAUCAUGCAGCGACAGGAACGGUUUUUGGACCUUACUUUAUAAAUAUUGCAUUAUACAAUAAAAACGGUAUUUAAUGACAUUGA